Cyclocybe aegerita is the source of this 3444-nucleotide messenger RNA. NCBI's taxonomy places the organism in Eukaryota, Fungi, Basidiomycota, Agaricomycetes, Agaricales, Hemipholiotaceae. The record is from the annotation of a GenBank genome assembly.
AUGGACGACCCGCUCUCUCCUGCCAUACAGCGGCCAGGCUCUCUCCGCUCCGUCCCAAGCAACUCCAGCAUACGGAGCGGUGUCUCCCUCUCCCGCCGCCCCCGCACUCGAGCCCGCUCAAGGACCGUCACAGGCGCUGGAUCAGCUCCAACAUCCCCACUACCCCCGUCCCCGGUACCUCCAUCCCAGUCUGAUCUCGCCUACCUCAAUUCUCCCCCAGACGACUUGCCUCUUGCGAACCCGCCAGUCCGCCCACCGAGGUCACCACAGCGUCUCGACCCGCCAGAGUUACGUAGUAGCGACACCGCGUCCUCCAAGGAAGGCACAGCGGCAGAUGCAACUGUCGUCGAGGCCCUUCCCCAGGCCUCCACAGACGCCAGACUGUCAAAGGCUGCCAAAAUAGCCUCCAACCUUCCUCUUCUCGAUACAGGCUAUCGGUCCCCUCCCUCGGCUUUCCAGCGCGACCCGGCUCUAACGCCUAAUGUCCGCGACUCCGUCUCCACCCAGCGUUCCGGUACUUCAUCAUCCCUGUACCCGCCAUCUACUUCUACGGCUUCAGGGCCAGAGUCACCUCCAUCCCCCCGCUCUAUGGCUCUCCAGGACGAGUCUAUACACGACCUCUCGUUCGGUCCUGAAGUCAAUGAGGUUCAGGAGUAUGACAGCGACGAUGUCUCCUAUCGCCUCCGUCUGCUCGUCAAGAACAACUACUACCUUCCCCCAGCCCAUUCCAAGCCCUCGCCUGCUGAAUUUGCGUCAACACUUCCCAAUGCCAAAAGCUCAGCCAAGACAGCGACACCCACCUUCCUCGACAUAUUCCGUGUCGGCAGGUCCAAGUCAAAACCAACGACACCGACUUCCACUACCUCGCCGUUCGAUCCCAAGAUUCCGAUGCUCCGAACCACCUCCGACUCGAUAGCCGCUUCGUACGCUCUCAGGCCGCAGGACCCACGGUCGUCAUCCCAGAUGCCUCGUUUGUCGCCCCAUUUGCCGAACCCAGGGUCUCGCGGAAGGGUGGUCGUCGUGCGAGAGAAGAUGCACGACAUUGCGGUUGCCGCGAAGCAAGCCGAGCAGGACCUGAAGACGCGAGGCGUGCGCAUCGACGGCGGGUCGCAGAAGGCGAAACUCGAUGCUUUGGACGACUUUAUCGACCCUACCGACGCGGUCGACGUGCCCCUCCCAUCAGCGUCCUAUCCCUUCGCCGUGCAAGCUUCGGCACUGCAUGGUUUAGGGGUGCUCGAGUCUGUAGGAGCAGACGUCUUGGCUGACCGUCUUCCCCCUGCGAAAAACCCGAAUAUGACCGUCUCCUAUGAUCCUAUCGAGGAUACCUGGAGGAAGGCGAUUCUGCAUCAGGCCGUCCAACGCUCUUACGACAACACACCAGAUCCGUCGACCUUCUCCCAUCCUAUAGGGGCGUCCACGCCUGUGGGCUCUCCGCGGCCGAAGGGGGCAGAUAGCCUGAAAGUGGACUCGCCGGAGGAUGUGCGACAGCUGGUUGAGAAGAGGAUCAUCGCGCAGCCGAUGAUUGAUAUCAUCGACCGGACGACGACACCGAACCACAAACGCCAGAAGUCGGGCCAGAGCCAUGCGUCGUCCUCCAAGGGACGUGCGAAAGGCGCCUUGGGAGGAGGUCUUGUCGUCGACACUUCGCAUGACGCAUCUCGUCCGCACAGCUACCUUCCUCAACGCGUCGAGACGCCGUCAGGGCCCAUGACGCCACUCGCGCCGCCCCCGCGUCGGCAUUUUACCAACCCCCUCUACUCAUUGUCGCAGACCGACCUGUCAAGCCGGCCGUCACACCAACCCCACUCGCCCCACUCGUACAGCGACUCAGAGUCGCACUCGCAUCCAAGCCUGAGACGGACGGUGUCCUCGCCCAUGCUCUCGGAUGAGUACGAGUCUGCCAUCUCAAGGCAUGACUUGAUGUCGCCCCCGCCGAUGCCGCAUUAUAGCAGGCAUUCGCAGCAGACGACCACGACGUCGACGAAUGAUACGAUUAGGGGCAGCUACCAGACGCCGCACGAGUCGGACAACGAGGAGGAUGUGGAGGAGGCAGGUGUGGGUGCGCCGGGCCGGCCGUCGUUGUCAGACUACUCCCAGAGCUCGAUGUCGCCUACGACGUCGACCUUCCAGGAGAUGCUGAACCACCACCACCAUCGGGAAAGCUCGGACGAGCCCCAUCUGCAGGACCUCCACCUGCACCAGCAGCACCACUCGGUGGUGUCAAGCGGCAACGCCGGCCCGUCGAGGUUUAGCAUCGAGCGCCAGGAGGCACUGCGCGACUCUCCGGCGCCGAGGUACUCGACGAUGUCGCCCCCGCCCCGGAUUUCGAGCUCGCUCGCACAUCAUGCGUUGCCGCCCCCUCCCCGCUCGGGGUUCCGGAGGGACCUGCCGCCGUCCUCGCUCUCGCUCUCCCACUCGACGUCCACGUCGACUCCGACACCCAGCCCCAACCCCUCGACGUCGACAUCAGCGUCAACGUCUACACGCCCGCGUGCGGACUCCCCCGACUCUGCGUUCCAGAUCGUUGCUCCUGGGCCGUCGACGCCGCCCUUACCAGAGCCGGAGCCAGAGCCGGAGCCAGAGAGGGGCCACCGCCGCUCGCCGUCGAGUACGAGUGCGUCGAGACUCGCAGCGCUGACGAUUCCCAGUGCGGUUAUGGAUGUGCCAGUGGCGAUCCAUUCUGCCCCCGGCCCGAUUUCGCCGACGGAUUUCUUCGAUACGAUACAGACGCAGCACCCGAAUGCGAUGGAUGAUUUGGACUCGUCGUCUGACGAGGAGGAGGAGCAGGGGGAUAUGAUGCCGCCGCAGCAUCAGCAUCAGCAUCCUGGUCGGACAUCGGGUGUGGGGCAGAGGCCGUCGUUUGGUGGUGGUAUGGGAAGUGUGGGGGCAGCAGGGGUUGGGGGUGCUGGAGGGGUAGGAGGAGAUGCGAGGAAUAGGGCAGUGUCGAGCGCAUCGACGACGAACAUCCGACCAACGCUUAUGCGGCACGGUAACCUCUCUGCGCCAUACAUCCGCUCCGCGAACGCAAACGCAAGUGCAGUCGAUAGGUCGCCCGUGGGGAACGACGCGCACUCCCGCUUGCCCGUAUCCAACGCGCCCAUCCGGCCCCACCCUGCUACAGGGGGCAAGGACGCGCCGCCGUCGUCGUUCGACUUUUUCCGGUACGCCGCGGGGCAGGAGGGGAGAGCGUACCCCGGGUACGCUUCCGGGUCGGCAUCUGUUGCUGCUGGUGGGAUCGGGAUGUUUUCGGGGGUGCAUGGAGGUGGAGGAGACGGCGAGGUGCGCCGCCCGUCGACGGCUGACCAUGUCCUAGAGUGGCGGAACAGCCAGAAGGCGCAGGAGAGCCUGCGGCGGCUCGAUGGGAUGCUCAUACAGCACAUGGAACACGAGAAGGACACGAUUAAGCGGAUCGCGACGACGUUGAAGCAGAGUGCGGGGUCGUAA